This is a messenger RNA of Cuculus canorus (common cuckoo), 1765 nucleotides long. It is a transcript of the gene TGFA, whose product is annotated as transforming growth factor alpha. Bases 589 to 1020 code for a protein of 143 amino acids. The transcript has 6 exons. The record is from RefSeq and is a predicted model, not a curated record. Lineage: Eukaryota; Metazoa; Chordata; Aves; Cuculiformes; Cuculidae. Gene Ontology annotation, biological process: epidermal growth factor receptor signaling pathway; positive regulation of mitotic nuclear division; positive regulation of cell population proliferation.
CAGAUGCCUCCUUCCCGGGGGUUCCUAUUUCCCAGUACCCUUAUCCACUGGGUACCCCCUACCCUGCUACACCCAUCCCCUGAUGACUCCCUCCCCUGGUUUCCCCUCUUUCUCCAGGUAUCCCAUUUCCCUGUACCCCCAUUUCCCAGUACCCCAAUCCCCUAAGUCCCCCUUUCCUCCAGUGCCCUGCUACCUUGAGUACAUCUCUACCCUGCUACCCUCCUCUCCAGGUCCCUCCCUCCUCCAAACACUCCCUAUUUCACCGUCCUGCACCCCAACUGGCAUCUCUGGAGGGGGCUGCUCCCCGACCGCCCCAGGGAUGGGUUCGGGUGGGCAGCAAUGGGGGUUCUGCUCCCCCAAACUUCCUCAGCACCCCGAGCAUCCAGCCCCAGCAUCCUGAAAUAGGUUUAUUUUUCAGGGUAGAGGGGCUGGUGCUCACAGGGAGGGGGUGUAGGGUUGGGAAGCGGUCACUUGUUGCUCCGUAAAUCCUCCAAACCCCUUUGGCUUCGGUCCCUGCCGAAGUUAUUUGCUUAAACCACUCCUCGCCUGUGGGAAUGCGCCUUCGCCACAACUUGUGUCCUGCUUGCCAUGUGCCAUGCGCUGGAGAACACAACGGCAGCCCAGAGUGCUCCAGGCCCACCGGUGGCGGCAGCAGUGAGAUCCCACUUCAAUGACUGUCCCGACUCUCACAGCCAGUUCUGCUUCCACGGCACCUGCCGGUUCCUGGUCCAGGAGGACAAACCAGCAUGUGUGUGCCACUCGGGGUAUGUGGGGACGCGGUGUGAGCACGCUGACCUCCUAGCCGUGGUGGCUGCCAACCAGAAGAAGCAGACGAUCACUGCCUUGGUGGUGGUGUCGGUGGUGGCCUCAGUGCUGCUUAUCAGCGCGUGCCUGCUCAUACACUGCUGCCAGCUGCGGAAGCGAUGCCAGUGGUGCCGAACACCUGGUGGCGGCCAAGAAAAGCCGGGAGGGCUCCUGAAAAGUGGUACCUCCUGCUGCCACACGGAGACGGGGGUCUGACAGAGCCGGGGGUCCCACCACCGCUCCCCACCCAGGACACCCGCGCCAGGGACCAGCGCAGCCUCUCUCCUCUGGUUUUGGUCUUUUUUAUUUGUUUGGUUUUCCCUUUUUUUUGCCUUUAUUCCUUUCCACCACGGAAAAACAGCAGGAGACGGGCUCAGCAGCACCAUCAGUGUGCCAGCAAAGCAUCGCCCCCGCCGCAGAGCCAGACCCCAGCCCAGCAAAGCGCAACUGGGUUGGGGUUUUUUUUGUUUUGUUUUUUUUUCCUUAGGUUUUGGGGUUAUUUUUCUCCAAUUCUAUUUUUUUUUCCGAAGCCAGAACCUCCUCCCCCACCCCUUGCAGGAUGGGGCUUUAUUUUUCUAUCGAGACAAAAGUGCCGGCGAACUCUUUGCCGCAGCAUCCACACGGACCGCGCUCACUCUGGGGACAGAUAGGACUUUUUUAUUAAUAAUAAAAUGAACCUUAAUCCUAGGAAACCUCCUCAAACCGGUGCUCUAACCUCCCGGUACAGCAUUAAUCCUUUCCGUAGUCUUGAUCAUAACCAGCCCAAAGCUUAUUUUUGUUUGGUUUGGUUUGGUUUAUUUUGUUCAAGUCCUGGUUACUCUCAUGUCUUCUGUAUAUGUUGCACUGAAAGUUAAUAUUUAAUGUUUUAAUUUAUUUUGUCUGGUUAAAUUAAUUUUUGAUUUCUAUAAUAUGUUAUUGUGAUCAACUGUUCUUUUUUUUUCCCUUAAUAUCUGGAUUAUAG